GCCUUCCGGUCGAUUCGCUUGGGGUGCGCUCCUGGUGCUAUGGAGGGCACGGAUGCCAAGGCUCAGGCAGAGCCGGAGGUGCUGGUCCUGGCGCGGACGCUGGGCGGCCGGGAGUUGGAGUUCCGCCUGCCGGGCCACGAGCAGGUGUCCGCGUUGCGGAGACGUGUGGCGAAAUCGCUGAAAGCUCCCCACGCCACCCUCCGGCUGGUGCACCAGGGCGACACCCUGCAGGACACCUCGCUGCUGUCGAGCUUCGGCAGCGAGCUGGAGGUCUUUGUGGUGAAGACCCCGGGUCAGGAGUCGGACUAUCGGCUGCUCUUCAAAGAGUUCGCGCAGGCGGUGGAGUCUGGGAGGCAGAAGGAGGCUCGAGAUCUUCUGGAUCAGGGCGCCGGCCACGACGCCGAGGGCAGGCUGCUCUUCGAGCGUGGCAGCAACGCACUGCAUCUGGCAGUCCGCGCCCAGUUGCAGGAGCUGGCGCUGUACCUCAUCCAGCAGGGCACAGACCUGGAGGCGAAGAAUGAGAUGGGCCGCACCGCCCUCAUGCAGGCAUGCAUCAAGAACAGCGAGCAGGUUGUGGCUGCAUUGCUGGCGGCUCGGGCGGAGGUCAAUGGCAAGGACCGGUCUAGCAAGCCCGCGUUGUAUUACGCCUUCAAGACCCCGGCCAUCGUGAAGAUGCUGAUGGAUGCUGGACCAGACGAGGCGGAUGUUCAGCAGUGGUCGUACCUGCUGGAACAGGAGCCAGGCUCUGCUGCUGAAGCAUCCGCGGCCUCGCGGCCCUGUGGCCUUGCUUAAGGACUCCAUUCGCGACUCCAAGCUGGAGCAUGAGAUCCUCACAUUGCAGCUGGAGGCGCGGCUUUCCCUUGCAGCGGCUCCCUGGGCAGCUUGUCUCAGGAGGUUUCGCUUCUGAGGACGUCAAGCCAAGCUGUGGGCGCGGCUGGUUCCGCUGUGGAAUCCACUGUCCCCUUUGUGUCGAAGGUUCAAUGAGCAGCGCCCCACGGCGUUCCCUUCGUGACUUACUCACCAAGACAAGUUCUACGGCCUCGGCGGACGCAUGCCAAAGGCAGCGCUAGGCAUAUCCGCUUUCCGCAUGCCGGAAAGGCUGCAGAGAGCUCAAGCGAGGCAGACCUGCCGCAAGCCGUGGA
This is a messenger RNA of Effrenium voratum, 1142 nucleotides long. NCBI's taxonomy places the organism in Eukaryota, Dinophyceae, Suessiales, Symbiodiniaceae. The record is from the annotation of a GenBank genome assembly.